AUGGCUUCUCAAACAGCUUCACUUAGUUCGUAUGAGCUGCGCAACAUGGCUGAUGCUUCCAUGAACUCACCCGUCGUCUCUCAUACGCAAGAAAAUGUUGCUGAGAAUAACGAAAUUGAAGUUCCUUCGCUUCCACCCACUGAUCAUGGAAAAGCUGCAUAUCUUGUACUUCUCGGCUGUACCGUACUUCAAGCUCCAAUUUGGGCCUACUCCCUCUCCUUCGGCGUCUUCCAAGCCUACUACACAACCCAGCACCCCCUCACCGGCUCCCCCUCCACCCUAGCAACCAUCGGCACAACCCUCAACGGCGUAAUCUACCUCUCCAUGCCACUAACCUUCACCCUCCUGACCCGCUACCCCCUUCUCCGCCGCUACUGCGCUCCCCUCGGCCUACUCCUGACCAUCAUCUCCCUCCUUCUCUCCAGCUACGCCACAAGUAUCUGGCAUCUAAUCCUCACCCAAGGCGUCCUCAACGCGCUCGGUUCCGGCCUCCUCUUCGCACCUACUUCCCUAUACCUCUCUGAAUGGUUCGUUCAUCGCAAAGGAAUGGCCUACGGAGUCAUCUGGGCCGGAAAAUCCGCUGCGGGCGUCGCUUUCCCAUUCUUAACAACCUACUUUCUGAACACCUACGGCGCUCCUAAAACACUACGCAUCUGGUGCAUAGCUUCUACCAUCUUAACGCUCCCGCUAUUAUUCGUUCUUAAACCUCGCCUACCACUACCAACUUCACGGUCACCUCGACCGUUGUCGUUUGCGUUCCUGAAGAACCCGACGUUUUGGACGCUGCAGAUUGGGAAUGUGAUUCAAUCAUUUGGGUACCUUCUUCCAUCCGCGUAUCUCCCUUCUUAUGCACAUGAUCUCGGGUUGCCGAAUCUCACGGGUGCUAUCCUUGUUGCGCUGUUCUCGUUGGCAUCGACGCCCGGUGGGAUAGUGCAUGGGAUUUUAUGUGAUCGGUCGUCGCCUACUUUGAUUAUCUUGCUUUCCUCACUUGGUUCUGCACUGGCGGUGUUUGUCUUCUGGGGUCUGGCGACGGAAAGUCCACUGCCGUUGCUUGUUGUGUUUGCUUUGGUUUAUGGAUUCUUCGCGGGAGGCUUCAGUAGUACGUAUCCGGGCGUAGAGAAGGAAUUGAAGAGUCAAGAUGAGGAACUUGAUACUGGAUUGGUUAUGGGAUGCUUGCUGGGAGGAAGAGGUGUUGGCUAUGUGGUUUCUGGUCCUGUGAGCGGAGGGCUGCUUGGUGUGUGGAAGGCGGGUGGGAGCUGGGGUGGUGGAAAUGAGUAUGGAGGAGUGGUGUUAGUUACGGGUAUUACUGCUGUACUUGGUGGGUGGGGUUGGGGUUGGAAAUACGGGAGAAAAGUGUUUUGCUGA
Messenger RNA from Glarea lozoyensis ATCC 20868, 1365 nucleotides. Its product is annotated as MFS general substrate transporter. Lineage: Eukaryota; Fungi; Ascomycota; Leotiomycetes; Helotiales; Helotiaceae. Bases 1 to 1365 code for a protein of 454 amino acids. Gene Ontology annotation, biological process: transmembrane transport. Gene Ontology annotation, cellular component: fungal-type vacuole membrane. Gene Ontology annotation, molecular function: transmembrane transporter activity. The record is from RefSeq and is a predicted model, not a curated record. The transcript has 2 exons.